Molecule: messenger RNA, 570 nt
Organism: Xenopus laevis (African clawed frog)
Lineage: Eukaryota; Metazoa; Chordata; Amphibia; Anura; Pipidae
Product: gastrula zinc finger protein 5-1-like
Exons: 4
Coding region: 292-564 (90 amino acids)
Source: RefSeq, a predicted model, not a curated record
UUUGAUUUGAUUCACACAGACAUUUACUCCAAUGAAUGUUACUAUAGAGAGAAGCACAAGAGCCUUUAUACUACGACUGGAGGGAACAAGUUAGGGAUCACCGUGUGGAGUUUUACCUUGACGAGGUUUUGUGACUUAUCAACUUUAUGAUCAGAACUUUGCAUCUCUGUUCCUUCUCUCAAACCGUCCGACAAUGUCAUCCCCUCCCCCAGCGUUUCUCCGCCCUCCUCUGUUGUUAGUGAACAAGCUCAGCUGAGCACAUCCGGUUGUUUCAGGUUCCCACAGAGACACAUGGAAAUAUCUGAGAUUAAAUCAGAAGCUGAGACUGAGGAGCAUUGGCGGGAGAGCUCAGCACUUACUGGUGUGGGUUCUCCAGAGAUGGAAACAAGGAGGUUAGAGGGGAAAUGGGAGAAUGAAGAGCCGGACACUGAGGAUCCUCUGGACACAAUAAAGAGAGAAAUGGAUUCUGAUCCUUUAGAGGGUUCUCCAGAGAUGGAAACAAGGAGGUUAGAGGGGAAAUGGGAGAAUGAAGAGCCGGACACUGAGGAUCCUCUGGACACAUAAAGAGAG